Tachysurus vachellii is the source of this 2476-nucleotide messenger RNA. RefSeq names its product CCR4-NOT transcription complex, subunit 7 (gene cnot7). Gene Ontology annotation, cellular component: CCR4-NOT core complex; P-body; CCR4-NOT complex. NCBI's taxonomy places the organism in Eukaryota, Metazoa, Chordata, Actinopteri, Siluriformes, Bagridae. The transcript is spliced from 6 exons. The record is from RefSeq and is a predicted model, not a curated record. Gene Ontology annotation, molecular function: nucleic acid binding; poly(A)-specific ribonuclease activity. Bases 845 to 1429 code for a protein of 194 amino acids.
UGCAGACUACCAGUAUCAGCUGUUGCGGUGUAAUGUUGAUUUGUUGAAGAUCAUCCAGCUUGGCCUUACCUUCAUGAAUGAACAGGGUGAAUAUCCACCAGGAACUUCAACAUGGCAGUUCAACUUCAGAUUUAACCUCACUCAAUGACUUCCUGAUGUCUGGAACCCACAGACACCACCAGAUGCUGGGGUUCUUCCCUGGUGAUGCUCUGCCAGGCCUUUACUGCAGCUGUCUUCAGUUCUAGCUUGUUCUUUGGGCAUUUUGCCUUCAGCAUUGCUUUGGGGCAUUUUGCCUUCAGCAUUGCCUUGGGGCAUUUUGCCUUCAGCAUUGGGGCAUGUCGAAAUACAUGCACAGUUCUUUGCCUUUAAUUGCUUAUGAUCAUUGUAUAUCUACACUGUGAAGUCCUGAACAUUUCAGAAUUCAUCUUGCUUUUUGUCAGCAGUAACAUUUUGUCCUACGUAUGUGUUAGCUUUGGAUCUGGGGCAGUUCCUCCCUUCUCCAUACUCCUUUUAUCUAAUCAUUCAGGUGCAAGUUUUUUUUCUUUCUUUUUUUUUUUUAAAUUAUAAGUUUUAGCAGCCUAUUCUGUUUGUCCUGUUUUUGUUACGAGUGUUUUACAUCUUUGGGUAAAUAUUUACGAUGGUGAAGUCUUCUCUUGAAUGUUGACCUUGUCAGGGAGAUGUCUACCCCAUGCCUGGAUGGUGUUCUUCAUGUAGUUUUUUUUUUUUUUAAAUCAGAGAAAAUGGUCUUUCCAUGGUCUUUCAGGUCUUAUGGUGUUCCUGAAUUCGCCAGUGCAUUCUUUCUUUUCCUGGACAUAAAUCAUGGAUUUGGCCACAUCUAAUAUUGAUGUUUUUCAGUCUAAUGAAGGAGCUGUUAGGCAGGGAAGAUAUGUAUGCACAAGAUUCAAUUGAGCUACUGACUACAUCAGGUAUCCAGUUCAAAAAGCAUGAAGAAGAAGGCAUUGAGACACUGUAUUUUGCAGAGCUCCUCAUGACUUCAGGUGUGGUGCUUUGUGAAGGUGUCAAGUGGUUAUCAUUUCAUAGUGGCUAUGACUUUGGAUACUUGAUCAAAAUCUUGUCCAAUUCCAAGCUGCCAGAGGAAGAAGUUGACUUCUUUGAGAUUCUUCGUUUAUUUUUCCCUAUUAUCUAUGAUGUGAAAUACCUCAUGAAGAGCUGUAAAAACCUGAAGGGUGGCCUGCAGGAGGUAGCUGAGCAGCUGGAACUUGAGAGAAUUGGGCCUCAGCAUCAGGCAGGCUCAGACUCCCUUCUCACAGGAAUGGCGUUCUUUAAGAUGAGAGAGAUGUUUUUUGAGGAUCAUAUUGAUGAUGCUAAAUACUGUGGGCAUUUGUAUGGACUGGGCUCCGGUUCAUCCUACGUCCAGAAUGGCACCGGCAAUGCCUAUGAAGAGGAGGCCAACAAGCAACAGUCAUGACACAACAAGAGCCAGCUCAAUAUAAAGAACUUCACCUGCAGGGCUUAAAACAUGGGUUUUUUAGUUUUUCAUGAAAUGUUCAAUAGGAAUUUGCACUUUAAAGCUCUAAUGAGACUCUUGGUUUUAGAUGAAAAGCUAAAAAACUUCCUCCACUUUGUUGCCUUCUCUACGUUAAUCUUUUCUCACAACACAUUCUUUUAUCAAAAGAGACGAGAAAAAAAAUGGGUGUUUUAUUUUUCCCCUGCAAAGCUCAGCCUUAAGCUACGUUUUAUGUUUUUUUUUUAUCAUUAAUUUAUUGCAUUCGUUCACAUGCUUUGUUGAGUAGUGCACAGACUAUUACAACAAAAACAGUAUGCCAGUUACCUACAUGUACAGUUGUUCCCUGAUCCAAGGAGUACCAUGUUGUUCUUGCAUCCUGCAGUAGCUUGAGCAAGAGACAGUCACACACCGGAAGAUCCUGGCACUUAAUGGCACGAGUGAAGCCUUGCACUGAUUUUACUUUUAUGUUGGGCUAACACAGGUUUUACCACAAAAUAGGAGAGUGAUGCAUAACUGCCACUAUUUAAUUGAACUAAGGUCACCUCUUCUGCAUUAAGACUGUCUUCAUUUCAUUUUAAAAAGUGACUUAAAGGUUUUGUAGUAUUUUAGUAUAAAAUCAAAGCCUUUUAUUCAUUGUGCUUCUUAAAAAAACUCUUAGCCAACCCAAGUACUCUGUGUCAGUGGAAUUAGAUUUACUUGUAGCACUGGUUUUUUUCAUUCAUGCGUGUUUUGUGCUGUUUGGGUUUUGUUUUGUGUUUACGACUCUGUUGUAGAUCAGUUGCAUGUACUGAUAGCGUUUGAAUAAAUGCUGUGUUUGAGUCAUGGUCUGAGCUUUUACAGAUGUGUGAACUGCAUGGACACGGCUUUUCUUCUGUUGAAUGUCGAAUGUCACCUGGCUAAUUUUCUUCACUUGUGUAGAAUGUCCAUGUAAAGAAUAUGCAAUAACAAAGGUGACUGUUUUUAGAGCUUUUGUAAAUAAAGACCUCAGAUUUUCUAUUAUCUGCAAAA